GCUGUGGGUGUGUAACUAACACUGUCUCCAUUCCCCAGAAUCAACUACUCGCAUUAAAACUGGCCAUGCCAGUCAAAUACUGUAGCUAGUCUCUAUCAUCAUCGCUAUCCACAUCGCCUUCUUUGAACCAAGGACUACUAAAUUUAUUCGAUUUGCUGGUCGUUUAUCGUCUGGUUUGACCUGCUUAACCACUAACGUCCUGAACGGGAUUUGCGGUCCGUCAAUGAGGAACUACAGGCUCAUCUUCUGCCAUAACCUGAAGCAACCAUAGAUGAACAUUUUGUUUACUACUAGUGAGUGGAGCAGGAGAUAAAGUGAACUUCUGGGCAUUUGUACAACAAGGGAGGUGACGAGCCAGCCGGCUGGCCAGUCGACGUGACCUUGUUCUCGGCAUCUCUGUGUGCAGACGGACUGAAGCAGCCAGGCUGUGGAGGCGAUGAGGAAGAGCCUCUCUACUUCCCUCAGCGACUCCCUCAACACGACCAGAGUGUUCGGGAUCCCCCUGGAGGAGGUGCAGCACAGCGGGCAGCCAGGACAUGAGGUCCCUCUGCUGGUCAGGAGCAUUGUGGAGUACAUUGAAGAGCACGGAGGGCUGCACCUGGGUCUAUUUCUAGUGAACGGGAACGCAGAACGCGUGGAAUGGCUCAGGCAGCGCUACGACAGCGGUGUUGAAGUGAACCUGGAGAAGGAGGCCGACCUGGCGUCCGCCGUCAGCCUGCUACGCCUCUUCCUGCAGGAGCUCCCAGAGCCCGUCAUCCCUGCAGGCUUACAGGCUCAAAUAAUGCAGCUCUAUCAAGACUACAGCAGUGAGGAGGAGCUGGGCAGAAACAUGAAGUACUUCCUUCAGCAGCUGCCACAGGUCAAUUACAGCUUGCUCCGCUUUCUGUGCCGGUUUCUGUCCGGUGUGGCGUCUCUUCAGGAGGAGAGCUGGAGCAUUGGAGCUCUCGCCGCCGUCUUCGGGCCAGACAUUUUCCAUUUAGACACAGAUGUGGAGGAUCUGAAAGAGCAGGAGUCAGUCAGCCGUAUUCUGGCAGAACUGCUGGAGAACCAGGAGGAGUUCUUUGACUCGGAGGACGACGACAUCUCUAACACCAAUGACUACAGCUCCAUUAAUGACCAGAUCACCGAGCUCCUUGAGGAAGAGAAGUUGGAGGCUUGCGAGGAGCUCCCGCAGGACGGGGAGGACGGUCCCUCCUCCCUGUCCCCCAAACAUGCCCAUGUCACCCCCUCCUCCAGUUCGCACAUUUCUUCCAUCAGUAUUCUUCCAGGAUCUGCCGCUAUAAUCCAGAGGACCAUCCGUGCUGCAGUAGAACAGCACUUGUUGGACUUGCAGACGUCUAUUGACAAGGAGCUCGGCAGCUAUGAGAGUCAGAUGUUGGACUCCCAACCCUUUCAGGGAAACAGCCCUACUCAGAAGAUAUCAGGGCCUGAGGACCAUGAAGAUGUGCAGUCUGAAUCUGAGGCAGAGACUGAGACUCUCCCGGAGGUUACAGAGGAGGGCCUGCCGUCAGAGAAUAGCGAGGAAUCUCAAGGUUCUCAGCUCAGCAGCCCCGUCACCGAAGAAAGUUCUGGGAUGGACCUUGACACAGAGACUCUCAUAGAUGCUGAGAAUCCUAACACAGAAAGACAGGAGAACUACACAGACUAUGAGCAGAUGGACCAGGCAGAUGUUAACACCUGCGAGUCUGGAGACUGUGACCUGAAUGCUAAUACUGAGUCUACAGAUUCAUCCAGCAGCCCUCAGUCUCUGACCAGAAGCAUUUUCUCAGACAGUGAACAAGAAGCAUCAUGCCCCAUCAAUUUCCCACCCAUUGACUUCACAUGUAUGCACCUGCAGAGAGAAGGGAGCGAUCCUGUCCCGGUGUUCAUGUCAUGGCAAGAGGAGACCGAGUCAGGAGAAGCCCAGCUGUCCCCGCUGGCGGGCCGCAUGAUGCCCCUGCCUCUAGAAGAGGAUACUCAGCCUCUACUAGCCCGACGCUUCCUAGACUUUGGCCACAGUCAGCGGUUCUUGCAGCAGGACCACGAUGCUACAUCCUCCACCAAAGCUUUGUCUUGUGGGAGGCCUCGCCGUGCUUCCCUUACUUCCAAAGACAGUUUAAAGGGAGACACCGUCUCCCAGCAGCUCACCAAGAAACUCCAGAACCUCAAGAAGAAGAUCAAGCAGUUUGAGGAACAGUUUGAGAAGGAGAGAAACUACAAGCCGUCUCACGCUGAAAAGGCAGCUGAUCCAAAGGCGUUGAAGUGGAUGACUGAUCUUACCAAAAUCCGCAAGCAGCUCAAAGGACGACAGCACCUCUUACCCAAAGGUUCCCUGAGGCACCAGGCCGUGCUUCAGUCAUACAGACGCCACUCGUCCUCUUCCUCCGUCCCGAACACACCCCAUUUAACACUGUCACGCCCCCUCAAUGCCUCUAGACAGGCGUCCCACUUCUAUGCCAAACACAAGGCUGAGAGCGAGCUGACUCCACAGACGCGGCCACGCAGUAACACUCUGCCCAAGAGCUUUGGGUCCACGCUUGAUCAGUCGGCUCACGAGGACCCUGUGGAGAGUGAGGCACGGGGUCACCGGCCCACGCGAGAAGAGACGCUGGAGCUCAUUCAACACUGCAUCCAAACCAAAAGAGCGGAGGAAGGCUGGCCGGAGGACGUCAGAAAAAUGACCAAGGAGCACCUUGCCAGUGAGAAAACGGUACUGCAGAAGAACCUUCUGUACUAUGAGGGACUUCAUGGACGUCCAGUGACCCGAGAGGAGCGCUUGAUUGUGAAACCCUUGUACGACAGAUAUCGGCUGGUCAAGCAGAUGCUCACCCGUGUCAGCAUCACCCCUAUCAUAGCUUCUCCCUCCAGCAAACGGCGCAAUCAGAUGUUACAGCCCAUCAUCGAGGGUGAAACGGCCCACUUCUGCGGUGAGAUCGAAGAAGAGGAGGAGGAAGAGGGCAGGGGCCAGCAAGAAAAUGUAGAGAUGCAGAGCGAGAGCUCAGAAAUCAUCAUGGACCCGGUAGCCCAGCCCAGCUCCCAGCAGCCCACUCAGGAGAACGUCCUCAGCUCUGGGAAGCUCAAUCUCGAUCUGCGUCUGUCCAGCUCUAACGCCUCCUCAAUGCCCGAGCUCCUGGAACAGCUGUGGAAGGCCAGAGCGGAGAAAAAGAAACUGAGGAGGACCAUCAGAGAGUUUGAAGAUGAAUUCUACCAACAGAAUGGCAGGAAUGUUCAGAAGGAAGACCGCAUGCCUAUGAUGGACGAAUACAAAGAGUACAAGCGCAUUAAAGCCAAACUGCGGCUUCUGGAGGUCCUCAUCAGCAAGCAGGAUUCAUCCAAAUCCAUCUAAAGCGCCCGGCUCGGAUCAGACACGGCCUGCACCGUGACGGCGGUCCAUCAGCUUCCGCCGCCGUCCCUCCUCACUCAACCGCUGGAGAAGAAAGAAACACUUCUUCUCCGUCACCCAAAAAAAAAAUUUCCCUUGAGUUUGAUAUUCAGACUUUAGUCUUUUUCCACAAGCUUUCUCAUACUGAGAAUCGUGCUGCGUCGAGUAUCGCAUCAUAUAUGUGGACAUCAAGCACUGAACUCUUCCUCAGACCACAUAGAUGGUCAUCAUAUUUCAACACCCACAUCAUACUCCUCCUCUCCCUAAUUCAUAGGGUUUUCAUGCUCUUAGAGGGUGUGAUUUGGGUUCUGUGUAUGUAUACUUGUACAGAUCUAUAUUAUUCUGUAUGUAGGCUUAAAUAUUUCAGUGUUUUUGAGAAAGACGUAUCGGCACGGUGGUUUUUUUCCACCCUUGAGCGUUCGGUUAAAAUCAGAGGACUCUUGUAUCAAGCUGGUGCUCUUUUGUUUUGUUUUGUUUUGUAAUGACACUCGGAUCUGAUCGGACUGACGAAAGCUACUCCAGCUGGACUGUCACAAACUCUUCCUGAUUCAUAUAGCUGUAUGUCUUUGUUCACAUCACUAAUAUACAUCUGAUGUAAUGAAAGUGAAUAUAUAUGCCAAACUGACAUGUUAGAUCACAGUGCUACAUAGUAGACCAUGCUAUAGUUGGUAGGAGUAGAUGGAGUUUGUUAUUUUGUACUUUAAUGUGUCCUUAUUGGUUUUUCUCACCUCUAGACUCUUGGUUUGCCAGUGUGUACACAUUUAACAUACAACUUCAGUUUGAAAGCAUCCGGCCUUGACCAAUAAUGCUGUUCGUGUGAAAAACAUGAUAAAUAGACGACCCCGUAUGUGUGACGUACAGGCUGUCGCAAUCAUGUGACUUCAGGGCACGGGAUGAGGUUUCCUCCGCCAUAUCAUCCGAUCCGUCACGGUCGCUUUUCAGCUGCCGGCUCAUAUCGUAACAGUAUCGGCUGUAACGUGCUGCUGACGUCAAGCUCAACUGAUAAUAAAAAGUCUUAUCGAAGAGAUAACGAAGGUUGGAUAGUUCAGCGGGUCGCCGGAGGUCAGAUGAGCGUUUUGUGACACGGUCAAGUGUUUGAUAGUGAUGAAUGCACCUGUUUGUGACAGAUGAAGGAGGUGAUGGAGAUUAUUUGCACAGCAUUCUGGGAAUGCAGUCUUGUUAUGUUUGUUCCAGUCGUUUCUCGUUUAUUCAAGCACUACUUGCACGUGAAGGCCGCGAGUGCAGGUUGAUAUCGGACGUGUUCUGGCUCAUCUUAUCACUGUGUGGUGUUGUCCUUUUUUAUGACCAUUAUUUUGUACUCUGGUUUUUUAUUGUCUCACUUUCUGCGGUUCAUCGUAAUGGCGUGGUUGUUCCUCUGUAUUAGUGAAGCACCUGCUUUGUCCUGUUUUGUAGAUGCUCGUCGAUAGUCGGUUUGCAUGGCGGAAAUUUCUAUUUCUAUUUUUGUGCCAUGAAAAUGAAGCAAUAAAUUAGCAUCGGGGCCUGUAUCAGUGGAAUGAGAGCCCAACUGUAUCCAGUCUGUGCAUUUUCAAUAAACGGCUUGUGAGUAUUAUUA
This is a messenger RNA of Labeo rohita (rohu), 4934 nucleotides long. RefSeq names its product family with sequence similarity 13 member B (gene fam13b). The record is from RefSeq and is a predicted model, not a curated record. The transcript has 24 exons. Bases 437 to 3325 code for a protein of 962 amino acids. Lineage: Eukaryota; Metazoa; Chordata; Actinopteri; Cypriniformes; Cyprinidae. Gene Ontology annotation, biological process: signal transduction.